Messenger RNA from Pieris macdunnoughi, 753 nucleotides. The record is from the annotation of a GenBank genome assembly. NCBI's taxonomy places the organism in Eukaryota, Metazoa, Arthropoda, Insecta, Lepidoptera, Pieridae.
AUGAUGUUAAAAUUAUCGUUGUGGUUUCUCUUUGUCGUUGCUUGCGUUCAAGCAAAAAAAAGAGACAGCAGAAUAAUAAAGGGUAAAUCAGCGCAAGAUGGAACGUUACCAUAUAUGGCAUCAGUCCAGGUUACUGGGCAAGGCCACAUAUGUGGAGGUGCCAUACUUGAUUCCAAGUGGAUUCUGACUUCCGGACACUGUAUUGCCCGCGUAAUGCCCAAUACUGACAAGCUUAAAGUAGUUGUUGGCACUAUUAGCUUAAAGGCUGGAGGUCAAGAAUUUAAUGUAUCAAAGGCUACUGUGCAUCCCGAUUUCGAUAAAUCAAAACUUAUUAAUGAUAUAGCCCUUCUACAAGUCUCCAAACCUAUGGAAUUUGGUGACAAGGUGCAAGCUAUAGCUUUACCAGAAAAGGAUACAGAGACAGGAGCAAACGUUAUGGUUUCCGGGUGGGGAUUAACAGAUAAUAAACAAAAUGCUUACCCAGACAAGCUACAAGUUCUCAAUCGAACUGCAUUAUCAAUUGAAAACUGCAAGGAAGUAUUAGGAGACAUGCCAAAUGAAAAGAGAUUGUGUACCGUACCUCAAAGAAAGGGAACUGGUAUCUGCAUAGGAGACGCGGGCAACCCUCUAGUGGAAGGCAAGGCAAUAGUUGGUGUCGCGUCAUUCGUAUUAUUUGAUUGUGGGUCCAAAUACCCUGACGGAUAUGCAAGUGUCUUCGCUUACAAAGAUUGGAUUAAAAAGAAUAUGUCAUAA